Messenger RNA from Geodia barretti, 1053 nucleotides. The record is from the annotation of a GenBank genome assembly. Lineage: Eukaryota; Metazoa; Porifera; Demospongiae; Tetractinellida; Geodiidae.
AUGUCCAACGCUUACGGCAAGAUAAUCGCCAACGUAGAGCGGCUGCACCGGCUGAUGGACGAAGCAGGCGUUUCGGCCAUAGUCGCCCGCUCGGGCAAGAACUUCACCUACCUGGCUGGGUUCGCUUAUCCCGGCACACUGGCGCGGCACCUGGAGUUCCCGGAUUCGCCGCGGGAGGUGCUGCUGGUGUGGCCGCGCACGGGCGAGCCGGUGAUGUUGCUGAACUCCUACGCCGCUCCGCUGGCCCGCCGCGACUCGUGGCUGGAACGCAUCGAGGUCGUCGACGACUACGCUGAGUCGCCCUACGAGAGGGCAGUCGAUGUGCUUCGGCAACUGGGGCUGGCCGAGGAAACCAUCGGGUUCGAGAAGAGCUACGUCAGCGCGAAUCGUUGGGAGGAAAUUGGCGGCCUGCUGCCCAGGGCGCGUAUCGUCGACAGCACUGAGUUGAUGGACCGGGUGCGUUGGAUCAAGACUCCCGAAGAGGUGGCCGCGCUCGAAGCCGGAGCCCGGCUUUUGGACGAAGCGUACCUGGAGGUUCUGCCCACGGUUCGGCCCGGCGACACGGAACGGCUGGCGCAUAGCCGCAUAAUCGAGAGCUGCCUGCGCCGGGGCGCCAACUGGGCCCACGGCAUCCUGAACUCCAGCCGCAACACCGUGGCCUACGGCGGCGAAAGCGACAUGGCAUUUGAGGCGGGCGACAUCAUCCGCAACGAUUAUGUCGCAUACCUGAACGGCUAUCCCGGCCACCAGUCGCGGAGCGUCUGCGUGGGCGCGCCCUCAGACGAGCAGAAGCGGAUUUACCGGGUUACGAGAGACAUCUACCGCGCCACCAUCGAGCGGUGCCGCCCCGGGGCGCGGACGGCGGACAUCUACCACUUUGCCAACGACAGCUUCCACGAAGCCGGCACGCGCGCCCUGGAGGAGGGCAUGGUGGUGGCCCUCGAGCCGCACAUCGGCUACUGGCACCUACAGGACAUGGUGCUGGUCACUGACGACUCCCCCAGGCUGCUGUCGCCCCUGUUCAACACCGACGAGAUGCUGGUGGCCGGGUAG